Messenger RNA from Spinacia oleracea (spinach), 2003 nucleotides. RefSeq lists its product as uncharacterized. Bases 386 to 1282 code for a protein of 298 amino acids. The record is from RefSeq and is a predicted model, not a curated record. Lineage: Eukaryota; Viridiplantae; Streptophyta; Magnoliopsida; Caryophyllales; Amaranthaceae. The transcript is spliced from 2 exons.
UGCCUUGCUAGGUCGCCAACAUCUUGACUUGAGUUCUUUGGGCUUGGCUGCUGAUGGGACCCCACAGACCAACGAACCAGCAGAGGACCCUGCCAAUGCUUACCGUACCAUAGCUGACGCUGUUGGUGGUCGCAGGGCGAGUUCUCGGCGGACUGCCCGAGGAGGGAGUCUUGCUGCUAAUCGCCCUGCCAGGGGUGGGGGCUCUGUGGUUGGCCGUACUGGCAGAGGCGGAGGCUCUGCGGGAGUAGUUACCGGGGCAGGCAUCUUGGCACCACGCUCUACCCCUACCUCUCGAGCUACCUCUUCUACUCCUUCCUCUGCGCGGCGUGGUCAUACCACUCGCGGAGGAGGUAGUGUGGCGGGUCAACGCCGGCCUCGCUCUGAGAUGGAGAGUGUUUCUGCUGACGCGACUGGAAUAGCUGCGGGCCAACUGCGGUCUGCUCAACCAGAUCAGGUCGUGGAUUCUUCUAUCUCUGAGCAGGUGGAAAUUGUGGCCGAGGAGCAGGAUGUUCCUUUUGUGCAACGCCCAGGUAAACGCGUUUGCACUGGGGAAAGCUCUCGUUCACAGGAGCAGGCUCAAGCUUCUGCUUCUGCUAAUCAAAGCAGUGCUUCUCUCCCUACCUCGUCUGCUGCUCUUGCUGCUUAUUUGGAGGAGCAGUUGAAGUUGCCCGAAUCCUCCAUCCCUUCUUAUGUAAAUAUCAGAAACCACGAGUUUUUGGAGAAAGAGAUCCUCGAUGUUCGCCCUGAGGUGAACCCGGAGCUAGCUGCCCUCUUUCCUCCUGCACCGAUUAGCGGCGACAUUUUUGUUCCUAACUGGGAUGUCAAAGCUAAUGAAUCCUUGUAUGCUAGCUUCCCAGAGAAGGGUGGGACGUUGGCAUAUCGGAUGCUGAAGGGAAUAACGUUGCCAGCUGACCGUCCUCUGGAGCGUGUUUAUACUCCUGGGGCUAACGCCUGCCAGAAGGUGUUAGAGGCUGGAGGUGCAGUGAAGGAGCUCUGUGACUUCUUUUUCUAUUAUCAGAGGAAGCAUGACGAGCAUCUUGCUCUCCUUGAAGAACGAGACAGGCAGAUUCGGGAUUUGACCUUAGAAAAUGAGAGAGCGUCUUCUUCCCUUACCAUUGCUAAUGCCAACGUUCAGGCCAUAUCCGUGGAGAGGGAUCAUUUGGCUAGUGAGGUCGUUGCUCUGCGUCCAGCUAGGGAGAGCUUGGCCAAAGCUCAGGCGAAGAUAGAGGCUGAGAGGAAACGCACUGAAGAUUUGGCGGAGCAGCUAAGCCUUGUUGAGUAGAGGCAUGCUGAUGAGCUGGCAGGCCUUCGCCGUUCUGUGCAGAAGGAGGUGGCUGCUGCUGUGCAAGAAUUCUGUCGAUCUGACGCUCAGUAUGCUCUUCUGACGCAGAGGUAUGACGGUGGGUGGAAGGCAGCCUCUCUUAUAAUCAAGCACAAGUAUCCGCAGUUUGAUUGGAGCUUAAUCGAGGAGGAUUGGCUCGCUGGCCUGCACCUUACUAUCCUUAGGGAACUGCGAGAGGCUGAAACUGCUGAGGGACAUGCCGCGGAACCUAAUGAUGUGCCUGACUUCUGCGUUGAGAACAUUCACCCAGGAGACUUGCCCUUCUCUGACGAGGAUGAUGCUGCGGGCAACAACGAAUAAUGGGUGUGGCGGCUAUCCCCCUGUUCCUCUUGUGUUACUGGGCCUGUUAUGUAAUAGUUUGGUUUUGAACAAUAUUAUUCUGCGUUUACCCUAUUGGGUGGUGGCGUUUGUGUCACUUCGUUUUUGGAACAAUUUGUAGUUAGUUUAUUGCUGCCUUUCUUUCUGAAAUAUUUUCGAGUUGGGCUGGUAUUUUUACUGCCCAGAGCCAUUUUGUAGGGCUGUACUUUAUCUAUUUUCCUUGGUUUUUAAUGAAGGUAUAGCCGCCGGCAUUUGAUAUGCAUAUUUUGCUAAGUACUUAGCCAAUUUUUGAUAUCUUGUUUGCCUUUGGAAAGUUCUAGCCUUGAUCAGAGUCAAACUUUAU